CAUUAAUCACCAUAAUCGAAAUAAAAUAUAAAUGACCAAAGCGUAGACUUAACCGAAUAAGAAGAUCAAAACGAUGAUGAUCUAUAAUAAAAAAUGAUAAAAAUUCUUGGAAUAACUUCUUUUGCAUCUUCCAAAGGAAAAGAUCAUUAACAUUCUGCAAAAGAAUCUGUUUUUUUAUUCCGUAAAGAAAAAAGACAAUACAGAAGAUAUAUGAAUAGAAAAGGAGGUUUUAACAGAGCUUUAGAUAAAAUGGAUUGA
This is a messenger RNA of Ichthyophthirius multifiliis, 258 nucleotides long. RefSeq lists its product as hypothetical. NCBI's taxonomy places the organism in Eukaryota, Ciliophora, Oligohymenophorea, Hymenostomatida. Gene Ontology annotation, cellular component: precatalytic spliceosome. Gene Ontology annotation, biological process: RNA splicing. The record is from RefSeq and is a predicted model, not a curated record. The transcript has a single exon. The annotation marks the transcript as partial.